AUGUCCGCCGCCGCCGUCUUCGGGCAGCAGCACAUUGCACGCGGCAUCGGCCGCCUCUCGGAGCAUGUCCUGCAGCGCGGCGCCGGCAGCUGGGUGUGGACGGACGAGGGCGUGCGGCUGCUGGACCUCACCAUGGGCAUCGGCGUCGUCGGCUGCGGCCACUGCCACCCCGUCAUCACCGCCGCGGCCGUCGAGCAGAUGGGCAUGAUCCAGCAUGCGCAGGUCAACAUCGGCUACUCGGCCGCCUACAUUGCCUUUCUGCGCGCUCUGCUGCCCAAGCUGGCGCUCGCCGAUGCGUCGCUCGACUCCGUCUUUCUCUGGAACUCGGGCGCCGAGGCCGUCGAGGCGAGCAUCAAGCUGGCACGUGCGGCCACGGGCCGCCAGAACGUCAUUGUCAUGCAGGGCUCAUACCAUGGCCGCACGAUGCUCACGGCGGGCAUGACGCGCAGCAAGACGGUGUAUGGCGCCACCUUCCAUCCUCUCGUCCCGGGCAUCUACUCGACGCCCUUUCCCUUCUACGCGCAGCACGGUGUCGGGCCCGACGUGUCGGAGGACUUCCUGGUGCAGCAGUCUCUGCAUCAGCUGCACCUCUUGCUCGCUCAACAGACUGCUCCUCGCGACACUGCGGCAAUCAUUCUCGAGCCCGUGCUCGGCGAAGGUGGCUACGUGCCGUGCCCCUCGGCAUUCCUUCAGGGCCUGCGCCGCGUCUGUGACGCACACGACAUCCUCCUCAUCGUCGACGAAGUGCAGUCGGGCACAGGUCGUACAGGCACCUGGUGGGCCGUGGAGCCUUCGGGCGUGCGCCCCGACGUGCUCAUCUUCGCAAAGGGCAUCGCCAAUGGACUGCCGCUGAGCGGCAUUGCGAGCAGGAAGGAGCUCUUCGACAAGCAGGACCCGGGAUCCAUGGGCGGAACAUACGCUGGCAACGCGGUGGCGUGCGCUGCUGGAAAGGCAGUGAUUGAGGUGAUGGACAACGAGAAGGUGCUAGACAACGUCGCAGCCCGCUCCAAGCAGCUGUUCGCCUUCCUGCACGCGCUGCGCCGCAGCCCAGCCGGCUCGUUGAUCCAGGACAUCCGCGGCCGCGGCCUGAUGGUCGGUGUGCAAUUUGUGCUGCCUUCCACACAGGCCGCCAUCUCUGCCUCUUCGGCCUGUCCCGCCACGGGUGCCUCUGCCUCCUCCUCCUCGCUCGCCGAGGCAGACAAGAGCAUCAGCGCCGCCUCUGCCAACGCCACAGUCGCUCGUCCACACGAGGUGGGCCUCCAGGCGCGCGCCCAAGUCGCGCCGAGGAUCGUCAAGAAGUGCCUGGAGAAAGGCAUGCUGUUGCUUGCGACCAGCGUCUUCGAUGUGCUGCGCUUCAUUCCUGCCCUCACCAUCUCCGAGGAGGAGAUGCAGACUGCAUGUGACAUCUUUGAGAGUGCGCUCAAGGAGGUGUACGAGGACGUCAAGGAGCUCUGAGCGCCUCCCCC
Molecule: messenger RNA, 1466 nt
Organism: Tilletiopsis washingtonensis
Lineage: Eukaryota; Fungi; Basidiomycota; Exobasidiomycetes; Entylomatales
Product: PLP-dependent transferase
Exons: 8
Coding region: 1-1455 (484 amino acids)
Molecular function (GO): transaminase activity; identical protein binding; pyridoxal phosphate binding
Source: RefSeq, a predicted model, not a curated record